Messenger RNA from Acaulospora morrowiae, 1585 nucleotides. NCBI's taxonomy places the organism in Eukaryota, Fungi, Glomeromycota, Glomeromycetes, Diversisporales, Acaulosporaceae. The record is from the annotation of a GenBank genome assembly.
AAGGUCGCAGUCACCAAAACGUCGCGGAAGUUAUUCUGAUGCAGAGACUAACGACAGAGUACAAGGAGCUGAUGAGUAUGGCCCUGAUAUGUAUCGGGAUGAAGAUGAUAGAGACAGAUUAGAAAAUUUAAAUGAGUUGGAGCGUGAGAAGAUCUUGUCAGAAAGAGCCGAAAAGAGGCAGCAUAACAAAGACUUGGAAGCUGUUCAUCUUUUGUUCAAUCCAGAUGAUGUCGGCUCAACGAGAAGAUCUAUGAGGGCCAAGGGUCCUAAAAAGAAGGGAAGAGAUCUUGAGGAGCUUAAACGUAGGCGAGCUCAAAAGGGUCAGCGAACGCAGACAGGUUCUCAGAGCCCGGAGCCAGGUGAACAUGUCUCAUCUGGUGAUGAAGAAGAAGCUUACGAUAGCAAUGGAGAAAGGAGCAAACAUGAUACCGAUGAGAUUAAACUUGAAGACAUUAAAAGCAUACAGUUGACUCGUCGUCAGCUUAGCGAUUGGAUGUUUGCUCCUCAUUUUGAAAAGACUGUUAUUGGUUGUUUUGUUCGUUUGCAUAUUGGAGUUAUUGAGGGAAAACAAAUAUAUCGAUUGUGUGAGAUCGAGGCUGUUGAGGAAAUUGGCUCAACUUACUACGUAGAGAAGGCAAUCACAAAUAGAGUGUUGCGUCUUAGACAUGGGGAUGCAAUAAAAGUUUGGCAUAUGCAUGUCAUAUCAAAUAAUGAAUUUGAUGCAUCCGAAUUUGAACGGUGGGUAAAGACUAUGAAAACCCAAAACCUGGAUUUACCGACAAAAGAAAAAAUCGAACGAAAGAAGGAAGACCUUAAAUUUGCUAAAACUUAUGUUCUCUCUGAGCAAGAUGUAGAGGCCAUGGUCAGAAAUAAGCAGGCACUGCGCGGCGGUGAACCUAUCGAUUUACUGACACAAAAAACCACAUUGGUUACGCAAAAAAGUCUGGCCAAGGCACAAGGAAAUUUCAAGGAGGCUCAAGACUGUGAUAUGCGACUUAACGAGAUAGAUAAGAUGAUUGCCGGUACAUCUCGUGAUACUAAACAAGAUAUAUGGGCUCGCGUUAAUGAAAGAAAUCGGUUGAAGGAUCUGGAAGAUUCUCGGUUGGCAGAAGAAUUAGCCAGACAAAAAAAGAAAGCUGAAAUUAUUCCUAGAAAAUCCAUCAAAACCUCGGCACUGGAUUCACCAAGUAGUAAAGAAAUAAUGGGAGAAAGAUCCAGCAGAUACACAAAAGCUACCAGUGCACCUUUUACUAAAUACGAAGCUUUAAUCUAUCAAGCAGAAGUUGAGCUUAAACUUCCACUAGAUCCUAUUAUGGAUUAUGAUGCAUUACUUGACUCAGAAUACGAAGCAAAAUAUGCACUAUUUAGUGUUGAAAAAUCACUAUCAUUAAUACGAGGUUUACCGCAGCAGUCUCCUAUGCAGCAACAACCCGAUGCUGCACAACCACAACAAUUGACCCCUCCGUCGCAUGAAGAAACUAAUAAUAAUCGAUAUCAUCGUGCUCAGGCACAACCAUGGAGUACCGAAGUGUCUAAGGGUCCUAAAUCAUAUUUGUUUCAUAAAGAUCUUCAUUAUGGUGUUUAA